AUGCCUGGCUUCCGCAGCGUGUCAAGACGGCGUGACGGUGAAUCAGGUGGCCAUGUCCGUGAUAGGGCGAAAGGUUUGAAGCGUAGUACAACCAUAUCGCAUCGUCUCAGUCGACCUUUUGAAGCUGGUAUAAAAACUCCCAGCCAUCAGCCAGAACGUCCUCAUACAAGCCAUUUGUACAAAGAAAACGAGAGAGAUGUCAUCAUUGCCAUCCAUGCAGGGCCAGCUAAGCAACGGCCAUCGUGCCAACGCAGGACGACUGUAAGUUCAGAAGAAGGUCUCGUAUCCCAAAAGCCAGAUGACAAAUACGGCUUUAGGAUUGCCUGCGAGAUUACGAUGCCAAAGUGCCUGGAAGACAUGUUCUUGGACUGCGGCAUCUUGGAAUCCAAUGCCUAUGAUGAGUGGAGCGAAGAAGAGAUCAACCAUCAGCUGGAGCUUUGGGCGUUCGAGAAUCCGAUGAGCGCUUUACACAUCCAAAGUCUUGCAACCAAACUCGACCUCCAACGUCGAUACCCGUUCACCCCCAAACUAACCGAGACUGGGCUGUGGAAGCGGACGAAGCCCGCCGAGCAUGAGAAGAAAGUCGAGGAGGCUUGUGCUCUUGGAGACCAGUGGAUCGACGACAAAUUCUCCGUCGCCGUGGCAAGAAACAAGUCGUUGCACAUCCCAGAGAAAAAGGCAAUGCACGAUGGCAUUCGUCGAGCCACGCUCCGAGAUCAAAGAAACGAGCUUUUCUCAACCUCGAUCUUGAGCUCGCCGGUUGAGAAGAUGGAGGUGUUAGUACUUCCUCUUGCUGUCACCACUUUGUAUGCGGAAAUGGCGGAUCACAAAGUCGAGCACGCCCUCAGGAACGAGAAAAUGAUGGCGGACUGGCGGAAGCGGUUCCCGGUCUGCGAUCACCACCUAUACCGUGUGGUGGAGUUGUGGAGCACACCCAUCACACCAGUCAACAUCAGCCCAUCAAAUGCAGCAUAUCACCGGGUUGCGGACCAGAGGGCGCGUGCACACACGAGUGCUGGUGGAGAGAGGAAGAAGGCGGUGCAGCCUUCGAGGACGCGUCUGCGCUAA
Molecule: messenger RNA, 1068 nt
Organism: Bacidia gigantensis
Lineage: Eukaryota; Fungi; Ascomycota; Lecanoromycetes; Lecanorales; Ramalinaceae
Exons: 1
Coding region: 1-1068 (355 amino acids)
Source: RefSeq, a predicted model, not a curated record